This is a messenger RNA of Owenia fusiformis, 1963 nucleotides long. The record is from the annotation of a GenBank genome assembly. NCBI's taxonomy places the organism in Eukaryota, Metazoa, Annelida, Polychaeta, Sabellida, Oweniidae.
CGGCGAUCGGAGGUUUCCUCCUCAGAAGCAAAUUAAAUCGAAGCAUUUCGACCACGGAAGAAAUUUGACCAUAAUUAUGACGUUUAGAUAGCACAGUAUUUUUCAUAUAUUUUCUAAAACAAAAAUAUUUUACACUAGAUAAUAAAAAAAAUAUGAAUGAGAAAAUAUAUCAGAAAAUGCAUUUGAUUUUGAUGGCAUUUGUUUUUCUUCUGCGUGGCACAAAUGGAGCACUGGAUAAUUCAGGAACGGAGUUCGCAUUGGUCUUCAUGGAGAAUCCUUUGUUGCAAGAACAAAUUGCUUACGUCCCAAAUUUGGAUAAACUUCUGUUUAUUACAACGCAGUCCGAUGAAGAUGUUUUCGUAAAUGUAACAUCGCCAAAGUCAGCUGGAAUUGUUGACGAACGCAAUCUGGUAAUAACAAAAGGUUCUGUCAUCAAUGUGACAAUAUCACAUGACCUAGAGAUGUCCGAGGAUUCCACCGUUUCAGAUAAGGGAGUUUACAUCUCUUCUACAGCUGAAAUUGUCGUUUACGCACUGAACAAAGAAUUCUUAACAGCUGAUGGAUUUUUAGUGCUCCCGAUAGAUGCCCUUGGUACGGAAAAUAUUGUUGUUGGCGCUGAACCGACGAUGGGAGACUUUGCGUUUUGUGUUGUUGCGGCAUAUGACAAUACCACCGUGUCAUACUUCAAUGAUACAGCCAACGAGACGGUAUCUUUUACGCUAGAAAGCUUCCAAACGUACCAAGUAAGUGCAACGACGGAUCUGACUGGGUUAGAGCUGGAGUCGAACAACCCCGUAGCUCUGUUUUCGGGGAGUACACGGCAGUCCAUUGCGGUCACAGACGCGGUUACUGGAAGCAGUGACCAUCUAGUGGAGCAUAUACCACCGGCUAAAACAUGGGGAAAGGUUUUUAUCACGGCGCCGUUAAUGGAGAGAACAGGGGGUGAUAUUCUGAGGAUAGUCUCCGGUGCUGACGCUAAUACAAUCACGUAUAAUUGUUCAGGAAACGCCACCAUCGUUGAUACCGUAACACUUAAUAAGGGAGAUGUCCGAGAAAUCGAUACCAACUCAACACCCGUGUAUUGCCACAUCGUAUGCACCAAGCCCUCAUUGGUGGUACUUUUCAGUAAGAGCGCCGCGGCAGAUGGUGUAGACUCGGAUCCUUUUAUGACGAUCAUCCCACCUGUGGAACAGUACGACAGUAUUUAUACAUUUGCCACUGCCAAAUCUGCAAUUCUAAUCGCAGCACCAUAUCAACAGAUGAUCAACGUUAUCAUCAACACAGACGCAAUAUCGGGAUUGAUCCUAGAUGGCGACACUCUCUCUGGCGUCGACUGGUACGAGCUUGACGCGGAUGGUACGUCAUACUCGAUUAUGCAGUAUGAGGUCGUUGACGGGACACAUACGCUUUACCAUACAAACCCAACAGUUUCGUUUGCCUUUAUGAUACACGGUGUCGUCAAGUACGAGUCAUAUGGAUACACAGGUGGCCAAAGGUUAGCACCAAUUGCACUACCAUGUACUCCAACUCCUACUGUGCUUGGCGAUGGAAUCGACAAUGACUGCGAUGGGCGAAUAGAUGAGGAACUCUACACGCCUAAUGCGCCGUAUGAUGAUGACGGAGACGGCUUGGUUGACGAGGAUGUGGCCCAAAAUUAUUGUUAUAAUGCCUCCGACUGUGAAUUGGUGGAUACCGCUUUGUUUACAACAACCAGUGCAGUUGAUACAACAACCGACGCUGAUACAACAACUGAGGCUGAUGCAACAACUGUUGCUAUGACAACAACUGCAGCUGAUACAACAACUUUAGCCGUGACAACAACUAUAGCAGGUUCUACAGCUGCUGGUCCUACAACAACUAUAGCUGCUGGUCCUACAACGACUACAGCUGCGGGUUCAACAGGCGCUGGUCCUACAACGACAACAGCUGCGGGUCCAACAGGUGCCAGUCCUACAACGACUAC